AUGACAGCACUAGCGGGGGGCAUACCGAGGAUGAUGCGCCCGAACCCACACCAAAACUACCCGCGGGGAGGCUACUCACUGGAAGGUAAGCUAUGUUUCUUGCGUAUUGGAAGAUUUUGUUUGUUUGUCAUUGAUUUAAUCAGAAAUCAAGUGUUGAUAUUGUGUCAACUUUGAACAGCUGCAAAAUUGUUGUUCGUAUAUAAAUAAUUGUCUUAGUGUUGCCUUUUAACAGACAAUUAGGCCUACACAUGACCUAGCAUUUUGACAGUGAAUCAAAGUUGCUAUAUUCCCUAAAAUUGUAGGCAGCUUAUUGGAAACUAAAUAGCCUACACUAGCCUACUAGGCUAUAAACAGUUUGUAGCAAUCCCUGGUUCAGUUGAAUUGACGUAGUAGCAGCUAAUAUCAAAACAACAACAAUGCUCGUGUUAUACAUUUGAUAUUGAUUUACAUUGUGCACCAUCAAUUAGGUCUAACCCAUGUAAUAACAAUAACAAUUAAACAUUUUGCUAUAGACCGAGUUCAAAUGGUAUGUUAUCAAUAUAUUUUCUUGCAACAGGUCUCUCUUGAAAAAUAUAGCCCCUCUCACUGAGAUAGGAUAAAUAAAGGUUAAAUAAAUAAAUAUAGGCCUGAUUGUUUGGGCUUUUUUUUGCUGCUGUGGUUUACUUUUUUUGUUGAAGUUAUUGUUAUUGAAUGAAAUGCGUUCCCUCUGUCCAGUCUCUACCCCGUUAGGCCAGGGCCGGGUGAACCAGCUCGGUGGGAUGUUUAUCAACGGCAGACCCCUGCCCAACCACAUCCGCCACAAGAUCGUGGAGAUGGCACACCACGGCAUCCGACCCUGUGUCAUCUCCCGCCAGCUCCGAGUCUCCCAUGGCUGCGUGUCGAAAAUCUUGUGCCGGUACCAGGAGACAGGCUCCAUCAGGCCUGGGGCCAUCGGAGGCAGCAAACCCAAGGUGAGGACCCUAGAACCGGACUAUAUAGCAGCAAUGUCUCGGUCAAGCCCAACUUUAUGGCCUGCACCUCAACAUGCCACUAACAAGAUACAUGUAAUUGGGGAUGACAGGCCGUUAAACUAAAAGGAUAUAUCAUAAUUUACAGUUUGGUAGGCUAUAAUUUAUUGUCAUAUGCUAUUCAUUAUUCCGAAUACAUAUUUCAUUUAUAAGGCCUUAUUUUAUGCGCACUUUUAGCACCAUAUUAACUCACACAAUUUGAGUUAAUACAGACAGUCAAAACAUGGAUUUUGAAAACGAUCAAGUAAACGAUAAAACUCAACAAACCGUAUAGGCUAUUAGGCCUACAUAGCCCUUGUAGCCUAAUUUAGUUUGAAAAAAAGUAAAUACAUUUUGCAGUAGCAAUCAUAGGCCUACUGAUUUUUUUGUUGUUACAUCCUUCCCACUUGAAGCAGACAACAACCCCAGAUGUGGAUAAGAAGAUCGAGGAAUACAAGAGAGACAACCCGGGCAUGUUCAGCUGGGAAAUUAGGGAUAAAUUACUCAAAGACGGGAUCUGUGACAGAAACAACAUCCCCUCAGGUAUUUAAAAAUGUUCGAAUAAUUUAUAAAUAAUGUAUAACUUAAAGUUCUCCAACCAAAAAAUAUAUUGUAAGGAUCUUAUCCAGAGCGUCUGCAUAAUGACCAAAAUGUAAAUGUAGGCUACCUGAAAUCGUAUAAGCCUACAAUAAUAUUAUACGUUUGCAUAAGCCUAGUAAAACGUGCAGGAGAGGAGGAUAGCCUAUAAGUCUACAAAAGUCAUAAAUGCAUGAAAGAAUGACACCCCUAUUCCAACAGCCGUAAACAUUCUGAAAGUUUGAAAAAGUUUGCCAGAUAUAAACAGAAUAUUGUGAAACAUUAUUGCAAGAUGAAAACCAAUCAACAGGUGCUAUGGCAAUAUGCAUUGGAUGUUGGCACUUUCAUCAAUUCAAGCAUGAUUUUUUACCAACAAUUUAUCAUUUAUAUAUUUACUUUCAAAGUGAGUUCAAUCAGCCGUAUCAUGCGUUGUAAAUUCGGGGGAGUUGGAGGAGAAGACGAGGAGGACGAUGAUGAAAUAGAGAAGAGGGAAUUGGAAGAGAACGAAAGACGAGCGAAACACAGCAUCGAUGGCAUCCUCGGGGAUAGA
Coregonus sp. 'balchen' is the source of this 2112-nucleotide messenger RNA. NCBI's taxonomy places the organism in Eukaryota, Metazoa, Chordata, Actinopteri, Salmoniformes, Salmonidae. The record is from the annotation of a GenBank genome assembly.